Perkinsus marinus ATCC 50983 is the source of this 2353-nucleotide messenger RNA. RefSeq lists its product as hypothetical. The coding region runs from base 1 to 2310 and encodes 769 amino acids. NCBI's taxonomy places the organism in Eukaryota, Perkinsozoa, Perkinsida, Perkinsidae. The record is from RefSeq and is a predicted model, not a curated record. The transcript is spliced from 23 exons.
AUGACCCAGAAGCUGUGGAAUCAUGGUCGUCACGUGGGACUAUUGACGAUGCACUUCCGUAUCACAGCAAUGCCACGAUAUAGGCAGCUAGCGGCUGGAGUUCAUAUCGGUAAUGGUUUCAUAGCGAGAACCUCGGCUAUAGUCCGUGACACACGGCCUGGAGCAGUUAUUGGUGGAAAUCAGAGCCCUUGUGAUGAUGCGGCAUUGAAAAGAAUGCCUGAUAAGCUUCGUAGGGUGUUCUAUCUGAGUGAGCGAUUAUUGAGCCCUAAUGAAACGAAACCAUUUGGUGAGAGUCAGAAGACGGAGAAGCUAGUUUUGGAGCUCGCUGACGCUCUCAGCGUUUCUGACAAGCAGUCAAUGAAGUCAUUCAUAUAUAGUAGUGAUACGAUGUUGUUGAAGGCACAAGGAAUGAUGAUGGACCUGAUCCAUCAGGCAGUGGCUAUGCUCUCUUAUACUACAGGUGGCAUGCAAUGGGGUCUACAGCAAGCAUAUUGUCGAUUGUUACAAGCCCUUAUAGUCCGUGGAGAAUUAGAAGCACUCUCGCAACUACCACCUCCACCAGCUGGGUAUACAACUCACAUUGAAGCUCGUCGGGACCUGUUGAAGUACCGAGAUGCUAAGGCGGCAGGAGUUGAACUAACCCCGGGCACCCCUGGGUAUUUGAACGAUGACCAAGUAGCGGUAUUGGAGUGGUUCGAGACGAGAAUGAAUGGCUGUAGACGGUGGCAAGAUACUAUAUAUACCCUAGCAGUAUUCGCUUUACACACUAUAGACUCGGGUGGCCGAAGAGCUUACAACCUUUACGAGGUUAGCCCGGAUAUGAUACCUAUGCUAUAUGCAAGAUUAUAUUUCCUUGUACCGGAGCUUGGGAAGACUGUAGCGGAUUGUUUGUUGAGCAAAGAGGAAGAGGAGAUGGACAUCGCUGAAUGGAGAGGCAGCUCAUAUAGUCUAAUGCGCGCAUCCCUACACAGCAAUCGGGAGUGGGUACCUCAAGCCAGAGAUAUACAACUACUAUUCGACCUUACCGAUUUCCAUAAUGGUCUCAAUGAGUACUUUGGGUUGACGGAGCACGGAUGGGUUCGAGUAAAGCGCAGGCUAUUGCAGAUUCAAGUAUAUUCACUGAUCAGCGAGAGGAGUUUGUGGCGUGCCAGGAUGAGAAAGAGGAAGACAACAUUCUUGCUUUUCGUGAAGUGUUGGUGCAAGUACGUCUCUGAAGUGGUUGUCGAUCAGAACCAGCUAGCUGACUUGUGGGAAUAUCUUCCGGGAUACCGCACGCUGUUGAAGGGGGUAUUCCUCUGUAUGAAGUACCAUAAACGAGUCGAUCACUAUCCUGAUGCUUUGGUUGAUUGCGCGGCUAGUGUGUUAAGGAAUACUCAGACACUCAGUUGCAUAGUGAAGAUAAUGUUCCACAGUACGAAUGUCUACAAUCAAAAGGCAGUAGCGUGCGCUAUGAAAAUGAUUCAUUUCCUAUUUCUGUCACUACUGGUUCGACACGCAUCACUUCCAGGAGAUUUCGAUAUGAACUUCCUCUUGCACGGCAUCGAUAUGCUGCUAGAAUGCGAUAUAGCCAGGAAUAUUCAUAACGUUCUGUGGUUGAUCUAUCAGCAUUGGGGCCUCUUCGCGGGCCCUGUAUCGACUAUGAGUGGUCGAAGUCUGGUCACUGAUCACUUACUGGGGAAGCACUUCGACAGUCUAAUGCUACAUUGGUCCUGGUUCGUCCGUCAGCGGUUUAUCCUACUCUUGCUCUUCCGUAUCGGCCCUCUUGUUGAUCCACCCCCACUGGACUCGGCUCCAUCAGCUGAGCAUAAUCCUUCCACUUCGACAACCCGAGCGAACGAUCACGUCGGAUAUUACAAAUGGCGAUGUGUCGUCACUGAGCUGGUCGCGAGGCAGUUGGAGAGGUACGGCCUCAAUGAUGUCAUUGCGGACCUCUCAUUGCGUGGUGGUAACUCCUCGUCAAACGAUGGGAAGCCAUCGUCAUCGUCGGGCGGAAUAUUCAAGAUGCCAGUCCCAGCCCGGGCCGGUCAGGUUGCGAGACGAGAGUACCACUUCAGAGUGCCACCAGAUGUAACGCCAUUGCAAGCUAAGGAGGUGCCAUUGGUGGAGACUGAGUGGACUAAGCAGAUGCAGCAUCAUGAUUUGUGGAGGAUGCUGCCGUCUGUAUCAGAACGGAUUCGGUGUCUACCACAGUUCGAGCUCACCGACUUCAUUGAGCUGGAUCGAGGGGUUGAUGAUUUCUCUAACCCUGAGAUGGAUGAACAGUCUGUAUGCGACGAAGACUGGUCGCCGACUGCGGCAGAUCUUCAAUGACAGCGGAGAGAUGCUUUUUAUUAGCUAUUGCUACUACUACAAU